Molecule: messenger RNA, 1980 nt
Organism: Mesorhabditis spiculigera
Lineage: Eukaryota; Metazoa; Nematoda; Chromadorea; Rhabditida; Rhabditidae
Source: the annotation of a GenBank genome assembly
AUGAAGCCGACGGGCAAGGGCAACAUUUCGAUGCCCAUCGCCGCGCCCAAGAACUCCAAGCCGGAGAAGAAGGAGCAGCCCAAGGUCGUUGCCACCAACAAAGCAAAGCCUCAGACUUCAAAAGCUUCGAACUCGAAGCCGGCAAAGCCUGCCAUGCAAAUCCACGACGUAUCUCUGCGGCCGGACGAGCACGAUCUCGAGCAGGUCGAUUCUGGGAUCGUCGAAGAGCCCGAGGAGGCCGGCGCCUACCCGGAACCGGUCGAGGCUGGAGACGACGAGCCGGACGAGGUUCUAAAGGAGGACAAAGAAGCUAUUCUGAGGGCCGCCGAUCCGACCGUAGCUGACGACUCAGCUGAUGGUCAGCAGGGCGACGCGCCCAACGAAAGUGUCAUCCUGGAGCAAGUUUACAUCAAAACUGACGAAACCCCGGAAAAAGAGGACAAGGUUUUGCCGGAGAAUCUGAACGACUACACGAUGCUGGCGAUGGACAUCUCCGAAACGGACAAAGUUGAAGAGCCGGGAGCUGGCACCGCCGCUGAAGCUACGGACGUCGCCGAGAUUUCGAUUAUUACGCUCAGCGAUGACGAGGACGAGGAGAUGGAGACGGGCAAGGUUGACGGCGUGGUGGAGGAGGACAGGGUGGACAACGCGAUGGAGCAGGCCAAAAUUGACGUGGAGCUGGAGACGGUCAAGGUUGACGAGGAGCUGCAACUGGGCAAGGUUGACGAGAAGCUGCAGCUGGGCAAAGUGGACGACGUUGUGGAGCAGGUCAAAAUUGACGAGGAGCUGCUGCAGCUCGCUAAGGUUGACGACGAUGACUUGGAAGAGGACAACGCUGGCGAGGACGAAGAGGGCGAAGCCGCCGACCAGACGGUGCUCUACCUCGACCAGCUCUUCAACAUCACGCAGUGCCCCAUCAAGGACGGCGGCGAGACCGAGGAGGACGAGCUGGCCCGGCUGGAGAAGAAACGCGUGCGGGAACUGGCCGGCGCGAAAGCGGUCACCUACGACCCCGUCGUGGAGUUUGUGCAGUACGAGCGGACCGACGAGUACUUACUACAGGAACAUUUUGCCGCCAUCUCGAAACUGCCUGCACACCCUUUCGCCGAGAUCGGGAUGAAGCUGGAUGAUGAACGCCCAUCGACGUCAAGGGGCUCGGCCCAAGAAGAUGACGACGAUUCGCUCAUCAUCCUCGACGAUGACGACGAGUUCGAGAUGCCGUCAAUCGAUGAGACCACCGAUUUCGAGGAGAGCGUCCUCGACCAGACGACGUAUAUGGACGCCUCGGACACGUCGAACACGUCGGAUGCAAGCACAUCGAAGAUCGAGGAGGAAAUCGCGCCGGCAAGCCCGCGAAGAGCCGAAGUUUCGCAAGUUUGCGCCCCGGUCGCCUCGACACAUGAUAGCCAUGUCGUGCAAGAUACAAUCGAAGGACUUAGGUCACGCCUAGAGAUCACCCAGCAUCUGCUGGCGCGCGAGCAAGAAGUCCGGAAGCGCACCGAGGAGUGGCUGGCCGAGGAGAAGCGACUUCGCGAGAAGUUUGAGAUGGAAAACCAACGGAUGCUGCGAUCGCUUACCCGACGAGUCAUCGAAUGCAAGGAGCUGUCGAUGGUGUUGAAGCGGAAAUCGCAAGAGGAUCCCUGCCCGUGCUCGCUGAAACAGCCGUCCCCGUGUCUCGCCUCCAGCUCGUCGUCGUCGAUGAACGACACGAACGGCUCCUCGUCCUCGCCCAGCUCGUCGAUGGACCAGUCGCGCGGCUCCGCCAGCAUGGUCGACGCCGGCACGCAAAUGGCUGAGAACGAUGUGCCACCCAAAUCUUCAGCUGCCACCCCCAAAAAGUCUUCGAUCAGGAAGCAGCCACCAAGGAAAGCGUGCCCGCCUCCGGUCUAUCGUCGCAUCACACGAUACCGAGCCCGUCUCGACGAGCACACGGAAAGCCAGGACGAGUCGUUUCAGGAGAGUGGACCCUCGACGCCGCUG